This is a messenger RNA of Closterium sp. NIES-67, 9434 nucleotides long. Lineage: Eukaryota; Viridiplantae; Streptophyta; Zygnematophyceae; Desmidiales; Closteriaceae. The record is from the annotation of a GenBank genome assembly.
UGAGGAGAAAGUGGAGGAGGAGGAGGAGACGAAGAGGGAGGAGAGUGAGAACAGUGGGCAUGGGCAGAAGGAUGACCCAGCAGAAGGGUGCGAUGGGAGGACGGAAGGGUGGGAUGAGAGGGCAGUAAACAUGGUGGAAGAAAAGAAAGGCUAUAGCGAAGGGGGUAGGAUGGGGGGGAAGGGAGACGGUGAGAUGGGGGGAACGGAACGGGAGGAGGAGGUAGAGGAGAAUAGGGAGGAGGAAGUAGAGGAGAACGGGGAGGAGGAAGUAGAGGAGAAAGGGGAGGAGAAGGAGAACGGGGAGGAGGUUAUGGAGAAAGGAAAGGAGGAGUUAAAGAAGAAAAGGGGGGAGGAGGUAAAGGAGAAAGGGGAGGAGGAAGUAAAGGAAAAAGGAGAGGAGGAGGAAAAGGAGAAAGGGGACGAGGAGUUAAAGGAGAAAAAGGAGGAGGAAGUAAACGAGAUUGGGGAGGAGGAGGUAAAGGAGAAAGGAAGGGAGAAAGGGGAAGAGGAGAAAAAGGAGAACGAGGAGGAGGCUAUGGAGAAAAAGGAGGAGGUAAAGGAUGAAGGAGAGGAGGAUGAGAGGAGGGACGGAGGGGAGGUUUUGGGGAACCAGGGACGCCAGGGAGUGGCGGGCAGGACGGAGGAGGGCAGGAAGGAGGAGGGCAGGACGGAGGAGGGCAGGAAGGAGGAGGGCAGGAAGGAGGAGGGCAGGACGGAGGAGGGCAGGACGGAGGAGGGCAGGACGAAGGAGGGCAGGAAGGAGGAGGGCAGGAAGGAGGAGGGCAGGAAGGAGGAGGGCAGGACGGAGGAGGGCAGGAAGGAGGAGGGCAGGAAGGAGGAGGGCAGGAAGGAGGGCAGGAAGGAGGAGGGCAGGAAGGAGGAGGGCAGGACGGAGGAGGGCAGGAAGGAGGAGGGCAGGAAGGAGGAGGGCAGGACGGAGGAGGGCAGGACGGAGGAGGGCAGGACGGAGGAGGGCAGGACGGAGGAGGGCAGGACGGAGGAGGGCAGGACGGAGGAGGGCAGGAAGGAGGAGGGCAGGAAGGAGGAGGGCAGGAAGGAGGAGGGCAGGAAGGAGGAGGGCAGGACGGAGGAGGGCAGGACGGAGGAGGGCAGGACGGAGGAGGGCAGGACGGAGGAGGGCAGGACGGAGGAGGGCAGGACGGAGGAGGGCAGGAAGGAGGAGGGCAGGAAGGAGGAGGGCAGGAAGGAGGAGGGCAGGACGGAGGAGGGCAGGAAGGAGGAGGGCAGGAAGGAGGAGGGCAGGAAGGAGGAGGGCAGGAAGGAGGAGGGCAGGAAGGAGGAGGGCAGGACGGAGGAGGGCAGGAAGGAGGAGGGCAGGAAGGAGGAGGGCAGGACGGAGGAGGGCAGGACGGAGGAGGGCAGGACGGAGGAGGGCAGGACGGAGGAGGGCAGGAAGGAGGAGGGCAGGAAGGAGGAGGGCAGGAAGGAGGAGGGCAGGAAGGAGGAGGGCGAGGGUGAAAUGACAGCAAGGAAUGAAGCGAAGGUGAUCCGGUGUGGCGAGCUGGAGCGACAAGGGAGUGAGUGGGAGGAGAAGGAGACACACAAAUCACCCCAGAAGACACAGGAGGGGUCGUCUGGGCCUCUCUCCAGCGCGGCUACCCACGACUGGGCUGCUGUGGUUGCUGCUGUUACCCAGUCUCCUCUUGCCGCUGCGCUUACUCCUAGCGCAACAAGCGACCCUGUUGUUGCUCCUGCUGCUCCUGCUGCCGCUGCUGCUGCUUCCGUGCUUCUCACUGCUGCUGCUACCCAAAACUGGGCUGCUGUGGUUGCUGCUGUUACCCAGCCUUCUAUUGCUGCUGCUCCCCCUGCUGCUGCCGCUGCUGCUGCUCCUGCUUUUCACUCCCCAAACAUCUCUGCUGCUCCUCCUGCUGCUGCCGCCGCUGCCGCCGCUGCUGCUGCUGCUGCUGCGGAUGGUGCUGUUUCAGGCCCUGCUGCCGCUUCCCCCGAGGAUCACACAGCUAAGCCGUCUGAUCUUUCCAGCAAGGACGCUCAUGGGGAACGUGUUACAGCUGCUGCUGCUGCCCGUGCUGCUGCUGGUGCGGAUGCUGGUGCUGAUGCUGGUGCUGAUGCUGGUGCGGACGCUGCUGUUCCAGGCCCUGCUACCGCCUCUCCUGAGGACCACGCGGCUAAGCCUUGUGAUAAUGGCAGCAAUGGCGCUGACCCUGCUACUGCUGCAGAUGCAGCAGAUGCUGGUUGUUCCACCGCUGCGGCCGCUGCUGGCGAUGCUGCCGCUGCUAGCGAUGCUGAUGGCAGUGUUGCUGCUGCUGUUGAAUUUAGUGCUGAAACGAGGAUGGAUAUGAGGGCUAAAGUUGGUGUGCAGAAUGCAACAGUAGAUGCUGAGAGUGUUCCACAGCCCUCUCCUUCCACGUUCAACGAAUCAGCUCCCACUCUUAAGAGAGAAGAAGUGAUUCUGACUCGUGAAACUGACGCUGAGACUGCUGCUGCAAAUAGUACCGACGCCGCUGCUGCUGAUGCCGCUGCUACUGAUGCCGCUGAUACUGAUGCCGCUGCUGCUGAUGCCGCUGAUACUGAUGCCGCUGCUGCUGAUGCCGCUGAUACUGAUGCCGCUGCUGCUGAUGCCGCUGAUACUGAUGCCGCUGCUGCUGAUGCCGCUGCUACUGAUGCCGCUGCUGCUGCUGAUGCUGCUGCUGGUGCUGCUGCUGCUGCUGCUGCUGCUACUGAUGCUGCUGCUACUGACACUUAUAACAUUACUGCUGAGAUUGCUGCUGCUUCUACUGCUGCUGCCUCCUCUGAUGCGACUAAAUCUCCUGAUGCUGCUGGCGCUGCUGUUGCUGUUGCUGAUGCUGAUGCUGCUCCAAGUGCAGAUGCUGGUGCUUCAGGUGCCACAGCAGCAGGUGCCUCAGGUGCCACAGCAGCAGGUGCCUCAGGUGCCACAGCAGCAGGUGCCUCAGGUGCCACAGCAGCAGGUGCCUCAGGUGUCACAGCAGCAGGUGCCACAGCAGCUACAGCAGGUGGUACAGCUGUGAGCGCAGCUCUCCCCCCAAAAAGAGUUCGCCUCACCACAGCUUAUCUGCGGAGGAUGCUCGCUGUAAAGAUCAGCGAAGGAGGGAGUGUGAGAGGGGCAAGAGGAGGAGGAGGAGGAGGAGGAGGAGGAGGAGGAGGAGGAGGAGGAGGAGGAGGCAGUUCAGGGCGAGUAGCAGGUGGAGGGGGGAGUGCAAGCAAGGGCCGUGUGAAUGGGCGUGCACCAUCAGCAUUGCUGCCACCCGCCACCCACCUCUCUCCAGCUGAGGAGCAGCAGGCUCUCGCUUUCCUCUUGGCCCAACCCCCCACUCGUUCCCCCUUCACUGCCCCUCCCUCCUCUCUUCCCUCGCUCCUUCCUGCCCCUUUGCCUCCUUCCCGUCCUCUGGCUCCCAGCCAACACCCGGUCACAGCAGCAGCGGCACCAGGGGCACCAGGGGCAGCAGCAGCAACACCACCAGGAGUAACAAGCUCCACGCCAGGUUCCACUGUACCAUCUCAGAUCUGUUCUCCCCACCUCUCAACUCCUCCUGCUCUCCUCUCCCUCCCACCUUCCUUCCGCUCUCCCACCAUCCCUCCCACUGCCCUCCACGCACCAACCCUGCCACAUGAAGCCACAGCGCCAGCAGCACAGCCACAUCUCAACGCCCUCCCCCACCACCCCACCUCUGCCUCGGCCCACACGGACCUGAAUGCUGCUCCAGUAGCAGCUUCGGAAUUAAGUUCGGGUGCAGGCUUGGGAGCACGCGUGGGUGGAGGCGUGGGAGGUUGUGAAGGAGGGGAUGUCGGGAGAGGUGCGAGAGAGGAGGAGGAGGAGAGAGUGGAGGAGGGGAGGAGAGUGGAGGAGGGGAGGAGAGUGGAGGAGGAAAGGAGAGUGGAAGAGGGACGGAGGGUGGUGCAGAGACUGCAGGGGAGGAGGGGGACUGGGAAGGAUUUCUGGAAGAAGAUUGAUGAUGAGAUCGACUCUCUCAUUCUGCCGCACCUCUGCCCGCCUCUCCGCUGCUCUGCCCAGCACAUGGCCCCUCCCCCACAGCGAUCCCUCCCACCCUCUGAGGCCGCCCCUCUCACGCCUCCACCACUCACGCCUCCACCACUCACGCCUCCACCACUCACGCCUCCACCACUCACGCCUCCUCCUCUUGUGCCUCUUCCUCACACCCCUCCGUUUCCUCCUCCCUCUGCUCCCCUCUCCAAUCCCACUGUUCCCCCUGCACCCUCGAUGCUCCAAAUGCUUCACAUCCCCCCUCUCACUGCACCCAGCCCAGCCCACUCUCAUUUCCCACACCUACAUGCCCACCUACAUCCCCACUCACAUCUUCACACACGGCCUUCCGACACUCUCUCUGGCCAUGCCUCAGCAUCUGGUGCCCCCACUGCGGGCCUGGCAAGCAGCAGUGGUCAGCCCACCAGGCAGCAGCAGAGGCCUCAGCAGCAGCCCCACAACCACUCGUCGCUGGUUGAUCCACUUAGCAGGCUCCCCAUCCAUCCCAUCGCUGCAUUCCCCUCCCUCAUCCGCCUCCCCUCCUGCCCCUCCCUCGACUCCCUCCUUGCCUCUCUGCUCCCUCACUCAAACGAGACUUCUGGUAGAGAGCUGCCGGGCCAAGGGCAGGAAGUCAGAGAGGGGGCAUGCAGUGGUGGGGCCAACAACGCUCAUGGGAAUUCUCUGGGAAGAUAUGAGGAGUUUUUUCUGCCCCCAUUUCCUUGGCUCUCGAAGGGUGCUUCUGCUGCUGCUGCAAAGCCGGUUCGGGCACGUGACCGAUCCCGGGCAGCUGAAAAGGUUUCUGGCAGCUUGGACAAAGAGUUUUCACAGAAAGGGGAGACAGAAGGCAGCGUUGGGAUGAGGGCAGGCAUGGAGAAGGAUGGCAAGGAGGGCAGUGAGAGCACGCAUGGCAGUGGCGGUGGGCUAAGUAGAUUGCUAAACAAAGAGCGGAAGUUUAAGCGGUUGAGAGCGGAAAAUGGGGAGGGAAGUGGUGGGCGUGAGGAAGAGGAAUGGACGGAGGAGAGUGAUGAGCGAGAGGAGGAAGCGGAGGCGGAGGAGGAGGAGGCGGAGAAGGUGGAAGAUGAGGAGGAGGCAGAAAAGGUGGAAGAUGAGGGGGAGGGUGAGGAGGGCGAGGGAGAGGGCGAUGAAGGGGAGGAGACAGAUGAUGAGGCGCAGGGGAGGGGGGUGGAACGCCAUGGGCAUGAGGGGGGCAGUGGAAUGGGGGGUGCCAUGGGAGGCACUGGAGCAGGAGAGAACAGGGAGGAAGCUUAUGAGGCUGAUGACGCUGAUGCGGCCGAUGAUGCUGAGUUGGCAGCGUUGGGAGCGCUGGCUGCUCUGGAUGGCCGGGCUGCUCUGGAUGGCCGUGCUGCUCUGGAUGGCCGUGCUGCAGAUCAGGCUACUGAUGCUCAUAACGCGGGCGGCCACGUCUCCCUGCGUGACCACACCCAUGCUGCCCUUCAUCCUCGUGUCCAGCCCCAGCCCCAUGCCCAUGCCGCACUGCCCACUCUCACCCAUGCUCAAGCCCAUGCUCAAGCCCAUGCCCAUGCGUCUCUCUUCCCACCGGUUAGCGCGCUCGCCCCGCCCCAUGGCCCCCUCGCCCUGCCUGCACCUUCCUCCGCAGCUCCCCCUGCCCAUGGCAAGCCAGGCCCGCCGCAGGGGCUAGCGGCACGGGGACCCGCGGCGAGGGGAGUGGCUAAUGGGAUGGGUAGAGGCGUGGAGGAACGAGGGAGAGGGGAGGGAGGACGAGGGAGAGGAGGGCGGAGAGGUGGAGGAGGGAGAGGGGAGGGAGGGAGAGGGAGUGGGAAGGGUGCUGGUGGGAGGGGUGCAGGAGAGGCUGCCACUCCUGCUGCUGCUGCUGCUGCUGCUGCAGGGGCAGCAGGUGCUCAUCCCGCUUCACCUGCACCUGCCCGUCUGAUGCACUCCCCUCUCACUGCUCCCCACCCCAUGCCUCACGCUGCACCCCAUGCUGCUGUUGCUGCUGCUGCUGCUGCUGCUGCUGCUGCUGCUGCUGCUGCUGCUGCUGCUGCUGCUGCUGGUGACACUGGUAAUGUGGGUGGCUUGACGCCUCUGGUUCUCCCCCCGCCUGAGUUCAAGCCCAGGCGAACCUCCUCCCUCUCCUCCUCCUCACCACUCCUCCGGCCCCCUCCUCUCCUCCUUUCGUCCUUCUCUCCUCUCCCUCCCGCUGCCACUGCGACAGCAGCAGAGCCGGGCGAGGCUGCGAUGAAGAUAUCUCUGGUUGGAUCUGGGGAGGGGAAGGCUUUUCUGGGCGCUGGGAGGGCGAAGGGCAGAGGGGAUGGCGGGCAGUUGGGAGGCGGCCAGGGGAAUAUUUCUCGCCUCUCUGCUCUCGCUUCGGCACUAGCAGGAGCAGGAUCAGCAGGAUCAGCAGGAGCAGCAGGAGCAGGAGCAGCAGCAAGGGGGGCAGGAGGGGGAGCAGCAGCAGCAGCAGUGGUGGCGGUGGAGGAGGAGGAGGAUGCGGUGGCUGCUCUGGCUGCCAUGGCCAGUGCUGCUGCUGCCCUGGCUGGUGGCCUCGAGAACGUGGCUGAAACACGCGAUGCUCGGGACGAGCCGAGUGCGCGGGGUCCAAAGGGCGGGAAGCAAAGCAGCGCAGGUGCGGAUCCUUCUGCCUCUCCCGCUUCUCGCGCUCGUGGUGCUGGUGCUGCUGGGGUUGCAGGCAGCAGCGGCAAGCAGGUAAGUGGUCAUGGGCGUGCCAAGGGGGAGGCAGCAGCAGGGGCAGGUAAGGUGCGUGGUCCUAAUGCAGGAGGGAAGGCGGAGGGCCCUGCUGGGAAGCCAGCAGAAGGAGCAGCAGCAGCACCAGCAGCAGCGGCGGCGGCGGCCGCUGCCAGAGGCGGCAGUUCAAAGCUUGGGAAGAAGCACAAGGGCCCUUCAGCAGUGCGGAAGCUGAGUGUGGCGGGCGCAGAGGGGGCGCCUGUAGCAACUGGAGGCAGUGUGGCUGGCCGUGGCGGUGCUGCUGCUGCUGCUGCUGCUGCUGCUGCGAGGCAGGAGGCGGGGGGCAUGCUGGGCCACCUGGCUGCUCUGCUGGAGCACAGCAGCGCAGGAGGAGAGGGUGGUGCGGGUGGGGGGGCUGAUGGGGCUGAUGGGCUUACUGCUGGCGAGGUAGCAGGUGGGGUAAGGGGAGCGUCACGGGGUGCAGUGGUGGCAGGAGGUGGUGGUGGUGCGGGUGGUGGGGGUGGGAAGAGAGGGAAGGGUUCUGGUGGAGUGGAGAGGAUGGAGGGGAAGAAAGGGCCAAGGGAGCGGGGCAGAGAGCAUGCCAUGGCACUGCAGGGAGCAGCAGCAGCACUGGCAGGGGCUGCUGCAGUUGGGCCUGGGGCAUUUCAGAGAACCGUAGGUGCCACUGCCGCUGCUGCCGCUGCUCUUGCUGCUGCUCCUGCUCCUGCUGCUGCUCCUGCUCCUGCUCCUGCUGCUGCUGCUGGAAAGGCCUCGCCACGUGUAGGCCCUUCCGUUGCUCCCACAGCAUCCAGACUGGGCGGUGAUAUCAAGGCUAAGGCCUCCCACACGGCUGCUACUGCUGCUGCUGCUGCCGCGGAUCACACGGGCAAGAAACGUGCCAAGGCAGGAGCAGCAGCAGGGAGGUCCCCUCUCGCCCGCCCCCUUGCCCCCCCACACGUGCCUUCUCUAGAUCGUGGCGAAAGGGGCGGAGAUGGAGGGUUGGGAGAGGCGAACCCAGUGCGAGGAGGGGGAGGAGCGGAGAUGGGUGCGGAUGGUUGGGAGGGUGCAGGGGGCGUGGGGAGUGAGGAGGCAGCAGGGGGUGCGAAGAAAGGGCGAGGCUGGCCCAAGGGCUCCAAGAAGACUGGCAAGAGAGGUGACUCCCCAGCCCCACCACCCCCUCCUGUGGCAUCACCAGCAUCAGCAUCGUUACAUGCAGCAGCGGGAAGCAGGGAAGCAGGGGCGGCAGGAGGAGCGGGAGCAGGGCGAGGUGGUGCAGGGGUGCCCCCCAAGGAGGAUGCGGCUGCUCUCAUGCUCUUCUCCCUCGCACAGUUGGCUGAGGAGGCGGAGGAGGAGGAGGAAGAGGAGGGCGAGGAGGAGGUGGGAGGGAAGGGGGCAGGUCGAGAUGGAGCAAGUGGAGCAGAGGUAAGUAACGAGGAUGCGAAUGAGUUUGCAGCUGGAGCAGCAGCAAGCGAGGGCAGGAUGUUUCGGCAAGGAGGCAGAGAUGGAGAGAUGGGAGAAGGGAGACAUCAAGAAAGUGGGAUGGGGAGUGGGAUGGAGGUGGAAAAGGGGCAGGCGGAGGAGCAGGAAGAGGAAGACGGGGCGGAAGAGGCGGAGGAGGAGAGGGUGGUGCUGGUGGUGCCGCGAAAGCGAAGGCGAACCGCAACGGAGCCUGUGGCAGUGCGAGGAGCGCAAGGGGGAAUGCCAGGUCCACAGGCACAGCGCCACACGCAGAAACUAGAGAAGAAGGGAAGGCAGAAAGCUCUGGGUAGAUCCACUGAGGCGGAGGAAGAGGUGGUCGUCGUUGAUUCCCAUUCGCGCAAAGAAGGCACUCUGCGCUCUCACUCACCCUCCCCAUCCCCACCAGCACACACAUCGCCAUCACCAUCGGCAUCACCAUCGCAAUCACCGAUGUCAUCACGACCAGCAUCACCAGCUCGCAGCGGUAGCUUCGAGGAUGCCAGUGGUGGGGGCGGUGCCGCCCUCUCCUCCUUCCCCCUUGCUGCACCUUCUGCUCCCUCUGCCACUCCGUCUGCCACCCCCUCUGCCACUCCGUCUGCGACUGCCACUGAUGACAGUGACGACGCGGGCCCCUCAACUGCUGCUGCUGGGCGCAGAAGGGCGGGCAAGGCAGCCAGGAGGCGGUACUGCGAGCAGGACGAGGAAGAGGCGGAGGAGGAGGGAGAGGAGCGAGUGGGGGGAGCGGAGGAGGAGCCGGGGGAGGCGGAGGAUGAGGAGGAAGAGGACAAGCCGAGGCGGCGGCGCAGGCAGAAGCUGCACCUGCUGCCAGAAACGCCCGUUGCCAAGGGAGGUGGGAGGAAGAAGGCUGCCAAGGGCAGGACGGGAGGGGCGGAAAGGGGGAGAGGAGAGUGAUGGUGUGACGACAGUGGGGAUGGGUGGGGGGAGAGGAGCUGCUGCUGCUGGGCGGGUCGUGGCUUUCAAUGCCACUGGUCGUCGCAGCAGCUUCAGCUGUGACUCUUGACACUGCUGCUGCUGCUGCUGCCACAGGUGCGGCUCGUUCGAAGGGAGAGCUUUGAGCCAGAGCUCUGCAUCUGCUUCCAAAGACGCCUGUUUCGACGGGAGGGGGGAGGAAGGGGGGAUGCACGGGCGGGAAGGGAGGGGCAGAAGGGGCAAGAGGAGGCGAUGGUGCACAAGGUGGGGGGGUCAGCGGUAGGAAGGGGGUCUUGUGCGCGCACCGUACGCCAGCUUUUCCAUACAUGACUAUCAGUGGCAAGGUUUGCUGAAGCUCGUUGGCUGUCUUUGUUUUUAGGUGUAAUUGAAGCCAAUCGCC